Molecule: messenger RNA, 744 nt
Organism: Colletotrichum spaethianum
Lineage: Eukaryota; Fungi; Ascomycota; Sordariomycetes; Glomerellales; Glomerellaceae
Exons: 1
Coding region: 1-744 (247 amino acids)
Source: RefSeq, a predicted model, not a curated record
AUGGCAUACCACCACUCGAGCGGUUCUUCCGCUGCCUCGGGCUUCGAGUAUGCGCAGGUAGGCCACUCUUUCGCUAGUCGUCCGAGUGCUUCUCAGCUCAACGGCCCUCCGUGCCAGCCGUUCCAAGAGUCCCAAUUCGACAUCUUCGAGUGGUACCCCAAGUUCCAGUCGUGCUUGCGCUAUUUCCUGGACCACGCCCAAUACAGCGGGCCCAUCCAGGCCGUGGCCGCCUUUGUCAAUAUCCAGCUCCCGUUUCAAAAGACCCACAACCCGGUCCUGUCCUCAAAACACACCGGCCCAAACUCUCCCGCCGGGCCCGGGCCCUCGACGCCGUCCACGGCUCGAGCCGCCGGGAAGAUGCCGCUCGGUGCUCAGCUGCCGUCCUCGACACACACGACACUGACGCCUUACAUCCGGCGUCUGGUGGCCACUGGUUUCGACUACCCCGCCGUGUUACACGGCUUCUUCGGCGACGACUGGGUGGGUGGCAUCGGCCCCAUGCACGAGGCAGAGCGCCGCAACUACAUGUUUGCCGCCAAAAGCGAUACUUGGCUCAAGGUCAAGUCCCACUACGACAUGGACGGCGAGCAGCAGGUUCCCUUUCUUCGGCCUCUAACGAACGUCACCGAGAAGGAGAUUCAGAGUGCCGAGGCCCAGUGGAGUGAGUGGCUCGCCAUGCAGGAUUGGAUGGUGGGACCGCGGGCACCGGAGCAGGAACCGACGAUCAAGCAGGAGGAUGACUAG